This is a messenger RNA of Trichomonas vaginalis G3, 1476 nucleotides long. RefSeq names its product microtubule-severing ATPase protein. Gene Ontology annotation, molecular function: ATP binding; ATP hydrolysis activity. Bases 1 to 1476 code for a protein of 491 amino acids. NCBI's taxonomy places the organism in Eukaryota, Parabasalia, Trichomonadida, Trichomonadidae. The record is from RefSeq and is a predicted model, not a curated record. Gene Ontology annotation, biological process: microtubule severing. The transcript has a single exon. Gene Ontology annotation, cellular component: microtubule cytoskeleton.
AUGAGCUCUGAUUCUAGUCCAGUAUUGGAGCAUGUUAAUCUCGCAAGAGAGCAUGCAAAGCUUGAAAACUACGAUGCUGCACUGAAAUAUUUCUCAAAUGCUAGACAAGAAGUUGAAUAUGAGAUCGAAUCCUGUAGACAACCUUCAGAAAUUACGAAAUGGAAUUCAAUGCUUAAAGAUAUUAUUGCGGAAGAAGCUGCUGUAAGACGCAUUAAGAGUGUACUUGAUGAAAUUCUGGAUAAAUUAGAUCAAGGACCACCAGACAAUUCUCAAGAAGAACCACAAGCACCAGAAACUCCAUUAUGGACUCGCGUUGAUGAGGAAGGUGAGGACGAAUCACCUGUCAUCAGAGCACCAGAAAGGAGACCAGUUGCUUAUGCUGCCAAGCAAAAGAAAAGUCCUGCAGCACGCGCACCAGUUGGUGUUGGACGUUCUCGAUACGGCGGUGGCGGCGGUGCUAAGCCACCAAGUGCUAGAGGUGCUGUGAAAGCAGUUAAUCGUCCAGCUCCUCCUCAGAAAGUUAAUGCAGCACAACCAUCAAAGGCACCAGAAAAACCAAAUCUUGAUCCAUCUACAAAUCCAUUAGUUCAACAAAUUAUAGAUAUGGGUAUUUUAGUUCGUGAGCCUAACGUUCAAUGGGAAUCAAUUGCAGGCCUCGGUCCUGUUAAGCGACUUUUACGUCAAAACCUUGUAAUUUUACCAAUGAGACCAGAUAUUUGCAAAGGUCUUCUCGCACCUUGGAAAUCUGUCCUCUUCUACGGUCCACCAGGUACAGGUAAGACAUUUAUUGCAAAAGCUGUUGCUACUGAAUGUCGUAGAACCUUCUUUAACGUUACAUCUGCUACAAUUACAUCAAGAUUCCUCGGUGAAUCCGAAAAACUUGUUUCCCACUUGUUCGAUCUUGCAGAUCAGAUGGCUCCUUCUACGAUUUUCUUCGAUGAAAUCGAUGCUGUCGCUUCCCAAAGAGGAAGUGGCGGAGAACACGAAGCUUCUCGCAGAAUGAAGGCACAGCUCCUCACACGCCUUGAAGGCAUUGAUGGAGCUUCAGACAAUACCGGCAUUUUCGUACUUGCUGCAACAAAUUUCCCCUGGGAUUUAGACGAAGCGCUUCUUAGAAGAUUCCAAAAGAGAAUUUAUAUUCCUUUGCCAGAUGUUGAAGGUAGAAAACAAAUUUUGAAGAUGAAUAUUUCAGAUUUAAUUGAUGAUGAUUUCGAUUUAGACUUAUUUGCAGAAAGGCUUGAUGGAUAUUCUUGCGCUGAUAUUGCAAACUUAUGCAGAGAUGCCGCUCAAGCUGUUUUUGAUAAACAAACAGCAAAUUUGGAUACUCAAGCUUGGUUAAACAUGCCAAUUGAGCAGGCAAGGGUUGUAAUUACAAAUCAGGACUUUGAACGUGCUAUGUCUCUUAGAAAGAGUUCAGUAGACAAAGCAACUCUCAAAAUGUACGAAGAAUGGAGAAAAUCAAAAGGUGCCGAAUAA